AAACCGUUUCAUAUUCAUCCUCAAUUCAAAGCGAGGCUCGUAUCAGAGUUACUACAGUAUAAUAUUAUUACGUGUUACUAGUUCAAAUUUUAAUCUAUCAAUAUGAGGGAAAUCGUACACAUUCAAGCUGGACAGUGCGGAAACCAGAUUGGAGCAAAAUUCUGGGAAAUCAUCUCUGAUGAACAUGGAAUUGACCCUACCGGAGCCUACCAUGGAGAUUCUGACCUCCAGCUGGAAAGAAUCAAUGUAUACUACAAUGAAGCAUCUGGAGGCAAAUAUGUACCCCGUGCUAUCUUGGUUGAUUUGGAACCUGGUACCAUGGAUUCUGUCCGUUCCGGACCCUUUGGACAAAUAUUUAGACCUGACAAUUUCGUCUUUGGACAGUCUGGCGCUGGUAACAAUUGGGCCAAAGGUCAUUACACAGAAGGUGCUGAAUUAGUUGAUUCAGUUUUGGAUGUUGUACGUAAAGAAGCAGAAUCAUGUGACUGUCUACAAGGUUUCCAACUCACACACUCACUUGGAGGUGGUACCGGUUCUGGUAUGGGUACCUUGCUGAUCUCUAAAAUUAGGGAAGAAUAUCCAGACAGAAUUAUGAACACGUAUUCAGUUGUACCCUCGCCAAAAGUAUCUGAUACUGUAGUAGAACCCUACAAUGCAACUCUGUCAGUCCACCAACUUGUUGAAAAUACCGAUGAAACAUACUGUAUUGAUAAUGAAGCUCUCUAUGACAUCUGCUUUAGAACUUUGAAAUUGACCACCCCAACUUACGGAGAUUUGAACCAUUUAGUUUCCCUCACAAUGUCUGGAGUCACAACAUGUCUUAGGUUCCCAGGUCAAUUGAACGCCGAUCUUAGAAAAUUAGCAGUGAACAUGGUACCAUUCCCUCGUCUCCACUUCUUCAUGCCAGGUUUUGCACCAUUGACAUCCCGUGGCAGUCAACAAUACAGAGCCCUGACAGUUCCUGAACUCACCCAACAAAUGUUUGACGCUAAAAACAUGAUGGCUGCCUGCGAUCCAAGACAUGGUAGAUACUUGACUGUAGCAGCUGUAUUCAGAGGAAGGAUGUCUAUGAAGGAAGUUGAUGAACAAAUGCUUAAUAUCCAAAACAAGAACAGCAGCUACUUCGUUGAAUGGAUCCCCAACAAUGUUAAAACAGCCGUGUGUGACAUCCCACCAAGAGGUUUGAAGAUGUCUGCCACCUUCAUUGGUAACUCUACUGCCAUCCAAGAAUUAUUCAAACGUAUCUCAGAACAAUUUACCGCUAUGUUCCGUCGUAAGGCUUUCUUGCAUUGGUACACUGGAGAAGGUAUGGACGAGAUGGAAUUCACUGAAGCUGAAUCCAACAUGAAUGAUUUGGUAUCAGAAUACCAACAAUACCAAGAGGCAACUGCUGAUGAGGAUGCUGAAUUCGAUGAAGAUCAAGAAGCAGAAGUUGAUGAAAACUAAAUUGUUGCCUCAUAUCGAAAAGCAAAAUAGCUUUAAAUUCAAAAUUGUUUCUUUAUUAUAUACAUCAUUUUACAGUUUUUUGUACAUUCCGGUUUGUAAAUUUUGAAUACAUUACUUAACUUAUUCAAGACUGACUUUUUGUUGCUUUCAUUUCCAUUUAUUCACUCAUUGUAACAUUUUUCUGCAUCUUUUUUGUUGAAAAAAGAUAGGCCACAAGUCAUUGCUGCCAAAACCAAUAGGGCUGCCUCAAAAGUUUUUUACUGUGCCUAGUCUUUGUUUGAUUUUUUAUAUGUCCUAAUGUGAAAUUCAUUGGAGUAAUGCUUAUUUAUUUUGAUUGAUAUGUUUGUUAAGAUUGCAAGUUUCGCAAGUUAAUAAAUUUUUAUUCAUCUGCAAUAACAGAUUUUAAAUAAAUGCAGAAUUUUACAUAAAUAA
This is a messenger RNA of Harmonia axyridis, 1878 nucleotides long. Its product is annotated as tubulin beta-1 chain. Lineage: Eukaryota; Metazoa; Arthropoda; Insecta; Coleoptera; Coccinellidae. Gene Ontology annotation, molecular function: structural constituent of cytoskeleton; GTPase activity; GTP binding. The record is from RefSeq and is a predicted model, not a curated record. Bases 103 to 1446 code for a protein of 447 amino acids. Gene Ontology annotation, biological process: microtubule cytoskeleton organization; mitotic cell cycle. The transcript has 2 exons. Gene Ontology annotation, cellular component: cytoplasm; microtubule.